This is a messenger RNA of Pocillopora meandrina, 15140 nucleotides long. The record is from the annotation of a GenBank genome assembly. NCBI's taxonomy places the organism in Eukaryota, Metazoa, Cnidaria, Anthozoa, Scleractinia, Pocilloporidae.
AUGGCGGAGGUAGAGGACGUCUCGGAUGAGCAGCAACAAAUCUCAGGUUCGCCUUGCGACGAAAUCGAUCCAGCAGAAAUUUUUGAAAACCAGGGAUGUUUGGGGGUUGAAAUAUUUCCUGCGGAUGACAGAGGAUCUGGCUCAGAGUUUGACUCUGAGCGCGAAGAGAUUGUUGAUUUGUCAUCUGAGAAUGAGCUUUCCGACAGUUUUCCAUACGGGGUGACUCCGCCGAGAAAUAUAAGAAGACGCAAAGAGAAGUCAAGAAGAGAAAAAGAUAAAGUGAUCUCUCUCCUUAAAAGUCCUGUAACUCGUCCAUAUGGAUCUAAUCCUUCGGAAAGAACCGAGCUGGACAGACGGAAAAAGCGGGGUUCUACUCAGCUGACAACUGAACGAGCCUUCCAGAGACAACUCAAGCGAGGCAGUGUUGAUGUUGGAUUUGUCAGUGUUGAAAGUGGUGUCCAUUCGUCAGACACUUCAAAGUCUUUAGAUGUGCCCAGUAUCAAGAUCGAAACCUCAAGUCCAUUCAUGUCCUUGGACUGCGUUUGCGAAGAUUCUUCCGAUACUUCAGGCAUAUAUAUACGUGCCAGCACUGUCACGGAAUCUGGUGCCAUUACUCGAAGAAACGCCGGAGGACACAAGAAAGCAUCUCGCUCAGAAUCUGAUCCUCAUAGUUCUUCUACAUCUAAAAUUUUUCUCAAUCCCUAUUGUCCAGAGGCGAGAAUGGAGUUCUAUAGAACAUUUUCUCUUUUGAUCAAACUAGGCUCAUUGGCUCAUAAAGAAAGACAGUAUGGAGUUGAUAACAGUGCCCUUGAGAGGCAAAGUUCAGAAGAAAAUAAAAAAUGGCAAGUGGCAUUGUCACAAGCACUUUGGCUUGAACUGCAGGCUUGGCAUGCAAACCGAACCAUGGCAGAACAAGAUCAGUAUUUAGUUCAAGCUCGUGCUAAUGUGGAAGAGGUGCUAGAUGAGGUUAUAAAUUUUAAAGUUAAGAAACAAGAUGGGGACAGUCAGAAUUUGAAUGAAGAAACUGAGAAAAACAAUUGUGAAAACAAUCAAGAUGCAAAAGGAGAUUCUGGUGUUCUUGAUACUGAUGGAACUGUCUGUAGUACCAACGAUGAUUUGCCUACUUCAACACAGUCAUCACAUUCAGUUGAUCCUUCAGUGCACAAUUCUUAUACAGCAGAUCAAGAAAAUUUUUUUCAGACUUUGGAGACAUCUGACACAGAACAUUGUGUAAAUGAAAACAGUGAGCUUUCUUCUACUGAGACAGAUAGCUUCAAAAAUGACCUUGACAGAGAUGCGCCAGAUUACAAAGCUUUACGAAGCAGACUUUCACUAGAUUUUAAUCAUAGAAACCAGAAACAGUGUCUCAGUGAAGCAAAAGAGGAUUGUUUCUCAGAUAAAACAUACUGUCAGCUAAAAGCCGCCAUAGAUCAAGUUACAGAACUCUUUGACAAAUUGGAAAUGAUCGAGCAUCUUUAUCCCACUCGUAAGAACCUUGGAGAGCAAAAUGAAAAGUACACAAGCAAAGAUUUCACAAGGAACUUUGAAACAUUGUGUUUGUGGUUGAAUGUAACCAGAGAAUUAUACCACAAGCUACAUUCGAUUGCUAAGUUUGUUGGUGUGAAUCCAGAUGACACAAAAGUUUGGCAAGAUUGGUUAGAUGUUGGUCUUGGAAGAUUGGGUAUGUAUAUUUGUAUGGUAGCUAAAUUUUGUGCAUGGUUUCAGCUUUAUUUUCCUUUGUUUUGGGUGUGUUAACUCCUUAACCUCCCAGAAGUGAUUAACAUAUAACUUCUAAGUAUAAUAUCCAUACAUUGUCAAGCAAGCGCAUAAAAAGAAUACUCAAGCUUAUCAGGUAGAAGCUGUUAUCUUGAUCUAACACAAAUUUCUUUUACUAAUUCAAGGAAAUAUGUAGAGGCUAGAGGGGAGAAUUAACAAUCAGAUCUUGGGUGUUGAAGGGUUAAUGGGAAAUAAUGGGUUUGAAACACAAGAAAUUACAAUUUAGUCCAAAGUUAAAAAUUCAGCCACAACAUGAAUGUGUGUAAUCCUUAUUAUCAUAAUUGCUCCAGUGCUUACAGAGAUGCUCAAACUCUGAUUGGUUGAGGAUUGCAUUUCAUCUUACCAUCAUCACCUUGCACGAGGUGUUUAUAGUACUGAGGUGCUAAAUUUUAAAAAGGCUACCUUGCAUUUUUUUCAUUGUUACAGAGGAAGUGAUGUACACAAUAAAGAAAAUUCAAUUUUUAAGAAUGCAAAAGAUGCUAUAAGGUUUGGAGUAAUACUUUUCAAAAGAAAGACAUCAUGGACUUUUUUAUCAAUUGAAUCGAACAAACCUUUCAAAUUCUAGUAGAAACUGGCUCUUUAUCUUGCUCUGAGAAAUCAAAACAAUUAAUGCCAAAUGGUUUUAACAUCAAAAAGAAUUCACAACAGAAUUUGAAAGCACCAAAUAAGUAAAUAUACUAACUUUUGUUUGGGGAUUAUUCAGCAAUAUUCACUUUGCCUUCAGCAAAUAAUUAUUAAAUGAUGGGAAAACAAGUUAACCUUCCAUACGCUAACAUUAGUAUCCUAAUUCUCCUUGCUCUUCUCUAUACAUUUUCUCUGUAAUUAGAAGGAGAAUUUGUUUAAAAAUCAAAGCUUCUAAAGUUGGCAAUCAUUUCCUUGAUUCUCAUAACCACAAGAAUGAUUCAGUUAGUAGUAUUACAUUGCCUGCUCAGGUGUGAAUACUAUUAGCCCACAUGCACCAGUUUGUUAGUUUUUUAAAUUCAGUGAGUUAACUUUUGUAUUUUAUUUAUUUAUUUAUUUGGAAGUAAAUUUUUGCAGAUAAUAUGUGCCCAGCCUCUGACUUGAAUCUUGAUGACAAUGAAACUUAUUUUUCAUUAUCUGAUGAUGAUAAUGAUGAUGAGGAAGAGGAGGUUGAGAGCAAUGAAGAUGAUGAUGAUGAUGCUGAUGAUACUGAACAGAAAAAUGGUACUGUUCCUUCGUCUCCAAUGAGAACAAUGUCAUAUGAGAGUCAGACAAGCACACCUUCACGGCCAUCAAGAGCAAGUAGCAACUUGUCCAACUUCAAGUGGAGUUCAACAUCAAGGUACAGACCAUUUGUUGACCACAGUAUCAAGAAGAUGGGGUUGAUAAAACUUGGGAAGAGAUUAGGAGACAUUCUGGACACUAGUAUGAUGAAGGCUAGACAAGCCCUGGUGCUUCCAAGCAACAAAUGCCAGGACAAUGAAUGCCAGUGUUGUAACCCUGUUAAAUUGGAGCACAGGAAGUGGUCUGUAAAUCAUUUGGAUGCACUCAUGAAUGGAAAAGAAGAACCAAUUCAACUGUUCAGCUGUAGCUGUCAUCCUCAUAGAAGAGCAAUGCGCUGUGGGAGUGAGAAUUUUGAUCAUGGGAUUUGGGUGGAGGAGUUCAUUAAAGAAACUGGUCUGCCCUCCUUUCGAUUAUUGUACUUGUUUCUGGCACGAGUUCCAUUAGACAUCAUCCAUGAAUGUUUGCGUCUGAGGCUGCAGCAUCGGCCCAAGGGGGAGCCAUCAUCAUUGAGUGUGAGACAGGUCAGACACAAGAUUAGAUAUUUGGUUAAGUCAUAUUCUCUAAACAUUAAUCUAUACACUGUUCUCUACAUAUUUCUUUAUGAUAAUGACAAUUAGAGUUUGGGUAGCAAUCAAGAACUUCUUUAGCUGGUGGUCAUUUCCUUUUGUCUCAUGUCUCAUUUAAUGUGUGAUUCAGUGGGGAUACUAUAAAGAGAAAUUAGAUGAAAGUCAUGUAAAAAUAAUUAAUAAUUGCUGAUUUUUUUCUUAUAACUAGCUAAGGCACAAAGGAUAGGGAUGGGAAAGCUGUGUAUGGACUCGUUUUUAUAUUUAAGGAGGGGUGGGGUUCUUGGUACUGGUUAGAUUUUAACAAAAUUUAAUUUUGGUCUGACGUGUAUUUGCUUGAAGGAACCAAUUCUUCUACAAACUUUGAUUUGGUUUCUUGCCAUAAAAUUUUUUUUUAGCAUGGAAAGAUUCUGAAUAAUGCAACUUUUUUCAUCCUUACUUCUUGUUUGUUUUUUGGUUGCUUUCACUGCAUUUCCUGCUCCAGAAUAUUGACCUUUCAGGGAAAAAUAUGAUUUAUGGAAAAAAUUAUUCUCAGCCACAGCACUCAGUGACUUUGUUAUACACUCAGUCACUUUUUUUUAAUAUUUUUUUUAUACACAGCUUCUGCGAGAGUGUAAAGAUGUGCUGUUAGGUGGUGUUCUUGUGAAAGACUAUUACCUUGAUCUUGUGGGUGGAAUUUCAAAUUCAGAAGACUUAAACAAGGAAAACACAGAAAGUGACAUUGAAGGCUUUGAGCAGGAUCUUCAGAGUUUGCUGCUGGUAAUUUUUGGUUACUAUCUUAUCUCAGCAUGAAAUUGAAUUUGAGUUCAUUGUGAAACAUGCAUCAUUAUGUAAAGUCCAGGGUUGUCUGCAGGCUAAGGGAAUAUAAUUGACAUAAUUGGAUCUUCUGUCUUAUAAUAAAUAAGGACAGGAAAUUUUUCUAUAUGAACACUUUGUAUCACUUAUCAGAAUAAAGCGUGGAAGAUUUCACCUUGUUUUACUCCAUCACUGAGCUGAACACUGAAAUUUGCAUAAGUAAUAUUGACUGAGCUGAAAUUUUUCCUUUGUAUAUGAACAAGAGGUGGACAUUUUUUUUUUCUUGGUAGCCUAGCAACUCCAGUUACCAGGCUCACAUAAAGAGUCUAUUGAUAAAGUCUACCAAAUAGUUAACCAUUUCCUCCUGAAAAACAUCUAUAAAAUUGUUUACUUAGGGGUAAACUGUGAGAGUCAGCACAAGCCCAGAAAAUGCAUAGCCUCUGCUUCAUGUAUAAACAAGGACAUACAAUGAGUAUCCACUUUAUUGUGGGUGCAACCAUCAUAAUUUUAAUAACAUGUGAUCACUAAAUACGUAGAUAAAAUGUCAGUGAGAAAGAGAGGUAUGCCACAGAUGUUCUUCUGCUUUUGUUAAGCUGUUCUUUAUAUCUUUUUCAAUUAGGUUUAUUUUGAGUAUUUGCACAAUGUCAUCCACUUGGUCCAGAGGCUUCCUCAGGCAUCCAAAGGACUAAAAAACAUUCUUGAAGAAGAGUGGAGCUUUGUGAAGAAACAUUGCCGCCAUAUUAGAGGAGGGGAGGUGGAAGGAGGAACAAGAUUUUGGUAUUGAAAUAAUUUCUGUGACAAGUUGACAUAGCACCAUAAUUAAUAAUUGCACUGCAACACUAAAAUUUAAAAAACUGUUUAUAUACAUGUUGGAGAAAGAUGCAAAAACCUGUCAAGAGUGUGGGUGGGCCAAAGGAAAUAAUAUAUCUUCAUGAUGAUUUGAGCCCUAGUCAGUUAAGUUGUUGAGUUUUUCUACUCUACCAUUGUGGUUAUGUAAUUGGUUUUACAGUGUUCUCCUUUUCAGGUGAUCAGAGGUUAAACUUACCACCUAAACUUGCUUGAAAUUCUUGAAAAUUCAACAAGUAAAAGGGUUAUUCUAUUGGCUUGAAAAUUUCUCUUACCUGGCAUGCUUGAAAUAACAGAAUACAAUGGGUUUAAGAUCCUGAAUAUGGCAAGGAUCGGUAAUGUUGAAAGCAUCAGCAGAGAUAUAGAAUGAGUGCCACCAGCAUUUUAUAAACACUAUUACACAGUAUAAGAGCUCCUUGAGAAAUCAUUGUGAUUUUGGGAAUUAUGAAUGAUCAUUACUUUUAAUUCUGUUUAUUAUUUUUUCCUCUUUUCAGUGUCAUGGCUUCAGGACUGCUUGAGUCAACUGGUGACUUUCUAGAGUCUGAGUUGGAUCAGAGUUGCUCAGAUCUUCACAACAACACUGAUCAUGGUGAAGAUCUCAGGUACAGUUUACAGUGUUGGAUUACAGAUGGAUUAAAAUCAAUGAUGAAAUUUAACAAAACAACUGGAAUUGUGCCAACCACUGCAAUUGCAAAUAUUACAAAAAUUGCUAGGUGCCCAAGGUAAAUCAGUGGCAAAUUGCAACUUAGUGUCAGUGAGACUUGGCUGUGAAAUAGCUGGAACUUGAAAAUAUUAUGGAUUAAAAUUAGCAAAAACUGUCUGUUAAAAUAUUUUUCAAGUCCUGUCAUGAUCAUCAUGCCAUUUUAGUGAGAUGCUGUGUAUAAGCAGUGAUGGCUAGGCUUUUAAUGCAGGGGAAACAGUGAUACUUUUUAUCAUAAGCUACUGGUAUUUUGCUGCUGAGACUGUAGUAAGCUCUGACAAUGUGAUACGCUUAGCCUGUGUGUCAGAGUUUUUUUAUAAUCAUGUAAUGUUCUGUCUCUACAGGAGGAAAGUGCUUGAAGCUUGCAGAGGUUUUAAACUUUUGUUUAAUGAAGCGAGAGAAAGGGCCUCUAAAGCCCUUGGUUUCACCAAGAAACUCCAGAAUGACCUUGAAAAUGCUGCAAAGUUUAGCAUUGACGUACCCAUGAAUGAGCUUUUGAUGAGGCUAGAAGCUAGUGGACAUGUUCAGGUAAUGAAGAAAUAACCUUUACAAUUUCAAUGUGCAAACUAAUUUCUCAUUACAAUCAAAUUUAAAUGUAAGUGUACUACAUAAUAUAUAAUAUACUUUUCAGGUCAUAGUUAGACACACAGCUGGACUUUUUAUGUUUGUGCCAAAAACAAUGGUGAAGAAAAAAUGGUUAGUUCAGUCAAAUAUUAAUUUUUAGACCCCUAAGAGUGAUUAGCUUCUAAUUUGUCUCUACAGCAUCACCCCUGCAUCUCGCAUUAAGAUUAUGAGAAAAAAGAAAAAGGUUACCAACUGAAAGCAGCUCUUUCUUGUUAAGCAAAUUCUCCAUGUCAGUGUCAUGAGAAAUGCAUAAAGAACAGUAUGGAGAAUGUGCAUACUGAUGUUAUGAUGCAAAGCAUUACCUAAAGAUGAGUGGUUACUGUGUUGUUGUUCUGAUUGAUGAGCCUUUAAGCAGGGAUAGUCUAAAAGGAAUACCUCUUAGGGCAGUUCACAAAUAGAUGGGCCUAUGAAAGGGUUGGGGAGGGUUGAUGUGUCAAAUUUAAACUCUAGUUUGACGUCAUCCUUUUGUUUCAAUGUUACUACAGUCAAAUUAUCCACCUGUUAAAUUCUUGCUGUGUUCAUGAAGAACAUGGUGAUCAAGUUGUUUCGGAUGGUUCUGGAUAUCUCCUCAUUUUGCCACCGUGUGCCUUAGAGAAUGGAAAUGAUGUGCCUGUAACAUGGAAUGGCAAGACGGUUGUGGUGAGCCCAACCAUGGAUACUGCUAUUAGUUUAGCAGACAUACAGGUACGUUGUCAGCCUCUGCUCUUCAGCUAUCCCUCAGGACUUCAGGCUGCAAUAGUUUGGGUCACUGUUGCACACAGAAAAUAAUUUAACCACAACGUUUUUGUGCAAGUUUCUAAGUAGGUAAUCAUGUAAAAAGUUGUCACAAGUUUACUAUUUACAUUGUAACCAUUCAACUCUCAAAACAAAACCUGUUAUCCUGCUAUGGAAUUGCUUUUCGUGAAAAUAUCCUGUAUAUCCAUGGGUGGUAUUUACUCACAUCCACCAGGAGAUGUCAUGCCUGACAUUAGAGCCAAUUGAACCAUCUUUACAACAUACAUGUACUAAAAACAGCACUUUUCCUUAACUUUUUUUUUUCAGGUUGGAGGUAUGAUUUUGGUGGUACAGAAUUCCAAAGACUUGGAUGAGCAGCGUGAAGUAUUUCUUGACAGCAUGAGUUAUUCUGUCAGCAUUGUAAAGCAAAGGACAUCCAGUCAUCAAGCUAUUGCAGAAGCACUUGAUGAAUUGCAGGUAGGACAUAAUGGCAAUCUACAAUUAUAAUAUACAUGUAACUGAUCCAAUGGUGGUACCUGUGGUUACCACAAGUGACAUGAAAUAUCACCAGGAAAGAAAACUAACACACCUUAGAGAACUGUUUUUUCUUUUUUUGGUGUUAGUUCUAACAGAAAUCUUUAUAAGGAUCAGGAUUUAUCAGUUCUGUUGAAUUAAUCCUGAAACUCCCAGAAGUAAUUAAAAUGUAACUCUUCCCAUAAUAUCCAAACAUUAUCCAGCAAAAAAGUAAUGAGAAGCUCAAAGAAGUUAUUACCUUGAUCUUAAACCACAUUGUUUAUAACUAGUUUACAGGGAAACGUGUUACAGCUAGAGGGGAAAAUUAACUUCCAGAUCUUGGAAGCUAAAGAGUUAAGGUUAUGUCCCUUUCAGGAAGCCUGUCUGAGUCUCCGUGAGAAAAUUGUUAGUGCUGUUGAAAGAGUUGAUGAGAACUUGGAUCUUGAUAGCAUGUUUGAAAUGGAAGAGACAGAGAAGGCCAUGGUUUAUCACACCUACACAGAAACUAUGCACCUGUGUUACAAUGUUGGUUUUGAGGUACAUAUAACUUGCUUAUCAUGUCAACACCUGAAUUUUCCUUUUGCAGUUUCAUACUCCUGAAGUGUUUGGUAUUUGUGCAUUUGUUUUGCAAUUAUUAGCUUUGAUGCUCGAAUCAUAGACAAGUCACCUUACUCCAAGUUCAUACCGUAAUUACAUAACUUUGAAAUAAACACGAGUUUUGAAAUUGCAUUUCAAGUAUCAAAAAGAGGUGGCACGUUUAGUAUUUGGAGAGAGAAAGGACACUCUUGGGCAAAAAAUGCUGAAUUUUUCCAAGCAAUGGAUGAAGUUUGUAAUGUCAAAGUGUGAGAGGGGAAGAGGCACAAGACCAAGGUAUGGUAGUUUAAAAAAAGAAUAAAAAAAAAAGGUAAACAAUUCUUAAGUCUGCCCUUUUGGACAGAGUGGAUUAUCUUGCGUUUUAAAUUUCAGCUGUGUCGUUCAGUUCAUUUAUUUUUUAAUAUAAAUUUCAAUGUUUCUUUAUAGAUGGGCAAACCAAGGUCUUGACUUUCUUACAGUAGCAUGUGAUCCCAAGACAUUGAACACUUUAUCAGAGUCUGCGUUCCAGGUAUGAAUUGAAAAUAUAACUUCUCGUUCAUGGGAUAUCUUGUAAACUUUGCGAAGAUCAAUCAGGCUUCUUCCAGAUUUGUUGUCUCUGCUAUGAUCGUGUUCAAUCUUUUUUGAACUGACAUUUUCUUUACAAUUUGCUCUUGAAGGAAUUGAAGAAAACGAUCAACGGUUGUAUUUGUCACGUGAUUGGAAGUGCAGAGAGCUGCAGUGGGGUCGCAAGUCCAGGUACACAUUUCUUAAAUAUGGAUUGCUUUUGACUAAUAAUUAAAAAAAGAAAGAGAUUAUUUUAUAAUUAUCUACUGAAGGCUUCUGUUAAUUACUAGCUUCUUAGCCUGCAGUGCAGACGUCUUAUUUGGACGAGUUAACGGUACAAGCUCACGAUCGUUUAUACGACCGGCCAUGUUUGAUUUAGAGUAAGAUUGGACGGUGGGGGAAUGGGGUAGGGAAAGGCAAAAAGAAGUAAUUUCUAUUGCCCCACCCCCUCCCCUCUCCUUCCCUUUGAUCGUGGCACACCCCAUUGAGAAAAAUUUCAUUCUAUCCCCUUGCCCUCCACCGUUGUAAAGAUCAAAGAUGGCAGCUAUAACUUUCAUCAAGAAAAUAUUGUGCACUCGCUCACCAAAACUACUAGCUUCUGUGACUGUGGCAGCGACUAUAUUUUCAUCCAACACAUGAAAUGCAGCCUGUGCGACCAAGUGCCCCCCCCCCCCCCACCCUACAGAACUUUUUAGCUCUCUAACUCCAAGUUGUACUCCUCAGCUGCGCCACGAAAAUAGCCGACUUAUGUUCCUCCUAGCUCUUGAGAUUUUUAACCACUUAAUUUUUAUUUGGAAUAUCAUGCCCUUCUUUGUGCAUUGCACCGAAAAGAUUACCUUUACUCAAUCCUGUAAGUGGAACUCCAAAUGCGAAGUUAUUGUUGUAUCCCAAGUUGAACGAGGUAUCUUUUUUAUACCAAACGUAAUACUUGCUAUGUUGCUCUUCCCCCCCAGCAUACAGAUCUCAGAGUCCAGCUUGCCCAUCCCCAGUGUUUGGCAGAAGUGGUUCCACAGGAGGACUUCUGAGACCUCUGUCAUGGCCGGCAGGAAAGCCUUCCAAAUCCCCAGGAGACCCGGCGGAUUCUGAUGAAAAUCAGUCCACGCGACGGCAGCUGUCAGAUCCUCUGGCCAAGCCACAGUUCCAGAGUCUAGCAACAGACGUUAAUGGUUAGAAACUUUUACAAUUAUUGAGUCAUGUCUUAAACCCUCAGCUCCCAUAAUUCUGCCUUCUAGGUUCUAAAAGAAUUUGGUUCUGUAUCUGGAUAACACUCCCGAGCUGAUACUUUUGUCUUUUGUUUUCACCUUUGUACUGGAGAAUAUAUUUAUUGGGUAAUUUUUGAUUGAAUGUCGAGAGUAAUCUGGGAUUGCUGUGAUUUUCUUUUACUUAGCUCUGGAAUUGGUCCGGAAAACGCGCGCCACCGUCAUAACAAAUCAGAUUUAAAACUUAGGGAACUUGUAUACUGCACUUCAGGCAGUUUGAUUGUUUUUUAUUUGAGUUCUCAUUGGCUCCUUGUGCUAUUUUCCACUCUUUUGAUUGGCGGUUGUCAUUACUAUUGUUUUUCUUAAACGACACUCCGUCGAAAUGCUCUCUAGUAGCAGAUGUCACAUGUUAAUACUUACUGGGAGUUAAAGAAGGGGACCUGUCAAUGCAAUUCGUACACGAAGGUCUCAAUGGGAUCGACCGUUAGCCGUAAACCAGCCAAAAACUUUAGCCAGUAGGGGUGAAAAUUUACACAUUUUUAGUCAUAAAAAAAAGGUUAACGGUAAACAGUUUUCCUUCUGCAAUGUGUCAAUUUGGGCUAACUCCUAACUGUAAAUUGGCCAAAAUUUCAACCGUUAGCUGUAAAAACCAUCAUCUCAUUGAGACCCUCUUACGCGCUGCUACAAGAUUUCCUGAAAAUUUCUUUUUCUUUAGGGAACGAUGGUGAAGGCGAAAAUGAAGAAGAAGGUGAAAAGGAUGGCAUUAAACAUAAGGAUAGCUUUGUGGCAGAGCCAGGCGCACCCCGGUUAGAAAAAGUUCGUCACUCCUUGAAUAAACUGGAAAGGAAGAGAAACGAUUAUCUAUAUGAUAAGCAUGUGAUUGGGCGAGUGAGCAACAGACGCCGUGAUAUAGUCAAGGAACUGGCUUGCAUUUCCAGCAGAAAAGUGCCAUUUAAGUGGCAGCGAGGAAAUAAAAUAGGUACAGUUAUGAUUAAAAACUCUCAGGCUUUCUUGUGUUGUUAAAGUCCAGUUUCAGCUGUUUACAGUAGCAAGACUUAUUUUCGUGGGAAAGAAACUCAAAGAAAUAUAUUGAGUCACCUACUAUCAUUAAAGAACCCCUCCUCUCCACUCUUGUUUCGAGGGGAUAGCUGAAUGAACGGAAAUUAAAUCGUCACAAAACCUGUGUACCAUUUGGUUCUCCUUUGCGAGGAGCCAGUGGCAAAAUUUACUGUGUUAACCUCCUGAAGCGCGGGAAAACGUUUGUGCCCAAGUGCCAGGUCGGAAUCUGAUUGGUUGGGACUAAUCACGGAGCGUUAAUGAAAUAUUACUUUGCAGGAUUAGUUUCGAGAUUCACUUUAAAUCGCUCCGCUCUGUGGAAUUGAAGACUUGCAAACUAUGUUUGUAUCACGUUUUGCCUCGUAGGUGAAGGUCAGUUUGGAAAAGUGUACGCUUGUGUUAAUCUGGAUACAGGUGAAAUGAUGGCUGUGAAGCAGGUUAGAGAUCAAUGCUAAGAAUGUUUAAGCGUGCCUUACUUUUAUUGAUAAAAUUUCAUGGUUAGGAGGAAGUGAAGAUGGUAAAUUUUUAGCGUAGUCGUCGAAAAAAGAAAAUCGUUUUUUGUUAGGCCUUGAGCAUUCUACACUUGUGACAAAACGAAUGAUAACUCUUUUAAUUUCUUUGAGGUGAAGAUCAAACCUUUUUCUUAAAGGCUAAGCGUGAUCUCCUUCUUAUUGUGUCUUCGAUGAUUUUUUUAAUCAAACUUGCAGAAGAAACCGUUAAUUUAAUUUUUUUGCUACAGAUCAAAUUUCAGCCGAACGAUCAUGGUGAAAUACGGGAUUUAGCGGAUGAAAUUAAGAACUUUGAGGGAAUACGACAUGAAAGUCUGGUGAAGUACUAUGGUGUUGAACUUCAUCGGGUGAGCUUACACACAAUUUUCGUUUAAACUAAAUCAAGAUUCGACGCGACAACACAGCGGUCAUACGUUUACACAUGUGCUAUCUUUGUAAUCACGAAGUCACUAGGUAGAGUGUUUUCCGUCUGUAAGAACUAACUUGUCCCAGACGAGUCAUAUCACAAACAGUCACACAAGCCAGUAAGUCACAGUGUUUUGGAAGCGUAUAACUUUUUCGGUAAAGCUCAAAACAGGAUAGUAUAUCAAUAGGCUACCUGUCCUUAAAUAAGCUUUCUGUUCGAAAAGUCUCGGGUUUCCUUUCCCUACCUAUGUUUCCUUUUACAGAUUUUUAUGAACGUUUCAAUUUUCUUUCGCCUGUUUUGUGAGGCAGCGUUGUUUCUUAUGUUAUCCUUUAAAAAUGUGCGCGAGAAAUUGGCGCGCGGCCGGCCAAAAUUGAUCUUCCCGCGCGUGCCAGACAUUUUACCGCUGUGUUGUUCCCGACUGGUUUGUAGGACUUUUCCUGAAGCUUACCUUCAUAAUUUUACAUAUACCAGGUUGCUCUUUGGCUAAGUUACUGUAGUUUUAUCAUUUGCGUCUCAUAAUUUACAGCAUGGAGUUCUUAGGCUGUUCAUGGCGUGAACGAAAAGCGAAAGGAAACGAAUUAAACGCAGUGAACUCACAAUAAGGAAAAAGAUAGAAAACAAAUUUUACGGUCGAAAAAUGAAAGAAAAUUAGUAGUUAUGAACAGUGUCGUUAAAUGUUUGUGGUGCCAGCUGCAUGAGCUACUUAGGUGGAACAGUACCUGGAAAGUAAGAGCUAUACGUUUGCUUGGAAUUGUGCUUUUCAGGACGAGAUGUUCAUCUUUAUGGAAUACUGUGCGGACGGCACUAUAUCAGACGUUGCCAAACUUGGCCUCCCAGAAACAAUGAUUAGAGUGUAUGCUUACCAGAUUCUUGUUGCCGUCAGCGUGCUUCACGAAAAGGGUAUUGUGCACAGAGAUGUUAAAGGUGGGUUUCACUGCAUCUUGGAAAAUAACUUAUACGUUUUGGUAGGCAAUAUAGAAAGACAACCCAUUGCUACCGCACUACAGUGUUGCUGCUCCUCUUGGAAGGAAUACUGGCGUAUGCAGGUUACCUUUCUGAGCGGAGAAAAACUGUGAGAGGCAAAUGCUCUGAACAACUAAAAUUAGGAAUGUUGUGGCUGAGUUUUUGGUAAUUGUUUAGGCCUGUUAGAUUAUCUUGAAAUCCUUGUGUGAGUCUUGUGAGCCUUGGUUUAUCAUGUGCUGCAAGACUACACAUUUAUUUUUACCUUUUGAGAGACUGUUGUAAUAGCGCUUAAUUCUUUUACGAUAAUCAUCAUCGCUGGUCGUGUUUCUCAUUGCUUAGAGUACACAACGGGAAUGUUUUUUAGGUUUUAGUUCUCGAAGAUUGGUUAUUUUUUAAGUACUUUGUUGUUCAUUUCGAAUGUCUCGUGAAAUUUUAUUGGGUUAGUGUUCCAAAAAUAUGUUUACUCUGCCAAGGUCAGUUGUCCUGUACGCCCAAACAUGCCUACCGAUAGGAUACGCAAUAGCAUGUUCUUGGGGCUGAAAACUGCCUGGACGAUGAGCUGCCACUCCAAGCAGCGCUGAAAGUAUACGCUCAAAGCAUACGCAAGAACGCCUUAAACGAAGGGCACAUGGAAUUACGAAGCAUGCGCAUAUGCAAAACCGCUGACUACUAGAGAACGCUGAUGCUCUUUGUUGUUAACUCCGUUAAAUCGCAUUAAUAAAGAGAGAGAGAGAGUCUCAGAAAGUGAGUAAAAGUUCCUGAUCAGACUCCUUGUGCCUCCGUUUGCGCGAGUGACUCAAGCUAGUCAACGCCAAUAAUCCAACACAAGGAUGGCAAGGCUGACGGUAUUUUUGAAGGUAGAACGCAAAUAAGGAAUAGAGUGUCGCGUCUCCUGCGAUCAUUUUCUCGCGCUGCCUUGCGUAAAUUGUAUCUAAGGGUAUUGCGUUUCAAUAAUUUAUGCUACAACUUACUGCAUAUGCCAUACCAAUUUUUUUUUUCGUUAAUCAUUUUAGGUGCCAACAUAUUUGUCUCGUCUGAUGGUGUUCUCAAGUUGGGGGACUUUGGUUCCUCUAUUAAGUUAAAGAAUCCUCUGCAGACAAUCUAUGGAGAGAUAAGCAACAUACGAGGAACAGUGGGUAAGUAAGAAAUCAUUUACCUCACAUAAAGCAUUCUAUUUUACUUGGUUUGCUUUUUAUUGUAAUCGAUUGAGAUAUGCUAAAGCCAUCCGUGACAAAUGUGUUCGCGUUGCUAUGGGCAUUUUCGAAAAUACAAUACAUUUGUUUCAGCUUACAUGGCACCUGAGGUGAUAACACUGGAUAAAGGGGCAGGGUACGGCAGAGCGGCAGACAUCUGGAGCAUCGGAUGUGUAGUGGUUGAGAUGGCAACAGGAAAGGUUGGUAUUGAGAGGGGGUGAUGGGAUGAUGGCCUUUACGGCAAAUGGUGAAAAUUUUGGUUAUUUUACGACCAACGGUUAACCCAAAAUGACGCAAAAUGACACAUUGCGGAAAGGAAAAAUUCUCACGGUUAACUUUUUUAACGACUAACGGUUAAAACUUGUCAAUUUUUACGACCACCGGCGAAAUUGUUUGGCUGUUUUACGACCAACGGUGAACCCACUGAGACCUCUUAUUGAUCUAAAACAGCACUUUCACUCCAGGAGGUUACUAACAAGCGACUUCUCCCUACAAACUCCAUACGUUGUACAGCAAACAGGUUAUGAAAAGAGACACACGUAUCUCCCAUUGAGUGUUAGCCUAAUAUAAAACCGAAUUGUCUUCAUUUAUUACCAGGGAUUUAGUCAGCAGCUACAAAGACAAAUACAAAUCAUACACUAUACCUCUCAACUAAGUUAUUUGCUGAAUCUUGUCCUCAGAUUAUUAUUAUUUUUUUUAAUGUAUAGCCUCCAUGGCCCGAUUGCGAUAACAACUUUGUGAUCAUGUUCAAAGUUGGCGAAGGAGCCACGCCUGCUAUCCCUGAGAGUUUAAGUGAAGAGGGACAGGAUUUUCUGCUCUGUUGUUUUCUGCAUGAUCCUUAUGAACGGCACACGGCCAGUCAGUUAAUGGACCAUUCGUUUGUCAAGGUAGAUCUCUAAAG